This is a messenger RNA of Paracoccidioides brasiliensis Pb18, 1638 nucleotides long. RefSeq lists its product as uncharacterized. The coding region runs from base 1 to 1638 and encodes 545 amino acids. The record is from RefSeq and is a predicted model, not a curated record. The transcript has 2 exons.
AUGCCAAUUGCAAGAAGACUUCUAGAAAGACAGAUCACCUUUUCGGAGGCAAAGAAGGAGGAGACGACGAAUAUCUUACAAGAGUUGACCUAUGUGACGUUGGCCGCAUCCUUCAGAGAUCACAUUGAAAAGAAUAGUGCAACUAUCAAGGCCAUUGUUGCUCACCAUCUUUAUUUGAUUCCAGCCUCAUAUCGCGUCGAAAUAUCAGACCGCUCAGAAUGGUUAAGCGGCAGUUUCAACCUUUGCGUUCCAGUCUCUAUUCAAAGCCAGAAGCAAAAAGGCAGCUGGCGGGUUCUCAUGCGUUUCCCCCUACCGUAUAAGGUGGCAGGACCCGAAAACGGAGAUGAAAAAAUUCGGUGUGAAGCUGCCACUUAUGCUUGGCUUAAUCAGGAAUGCCCCAACAUCCCGACGGCCUGUCUCCACGGUUUUGGGUUAUCGACCGGUCAGAGAUUCACUGCCGUUAGAAAUGCUCCAUUCUGGACCAGAUGUUUCCAAUAUCUCAGAAGGCAGAUUUUAUCUCUGUUCCAACACCCUGUUCCCUGCCAGUAUAUGAAACACCAGACUUCAGCACCGGAGCAUAUGCUCGGCAUCGGUUAUCUCCUUCUUGACUAUGUCAACGAUGGAGAGAUGCUGUCCCACUCAUAUGCAGCGCAGAACCACGAUACAAUUCUCCGAAAAAACCUUUUCAGGGAUUUGGCCAAAAUCCAACUCUCGCUGCUCCGGAAGCCAUUCCCGCGAAUCGGGUCACUCACUAUCAACAACGACGCUAUCUUGACUCUCAACAAUCGGUCAUUCACGUUGGAAGUCUGCCAAUUAGCCAAUGACAAAAUCCCCGUGGAGGCCAUCAUGCCACAGGGGACGACGUACACCACUGUGGACACCUAUAUACACGACAUUCUGUCUCUUCAUGACAGCCGAUUACGUUACCAGCCAAACGGCGCCUCAAGCAUAGAAGACUGUAUAAGCCAGAUGUGCGCAUUGGCAACUAUGAGAACCGUCUACUCUGACUUCUUCGACCGCAAGUUACGAUCAGGACCGUUUGUGCUUACGCUUACCGAUAUGCAUGGAAGCAACUUUUUUGUUGACGAUGAGUGGCACAUUACAAAGCUGCUUGAUCUGGAAUGGGCAUGCGUCCGUCCGAUUGAAAUGCAACACCCUCCAUACUGGCUGACGAGCCAGUCGGUGGAUAGAAUCAAUGAAGAACAGUAUAGCCAGAUUUGCAACGAAUUUAUAGACAUUUUUGAGGAAGAAGAGAAGAAGAUGGUCAUGACAGAGGAGCAACGGAAUGGGAAGGACCAUAAUACAGCGGCGCUAGGCAAUGACAUGUUCCCCCCCUUGCUCUCUUCCUAUGCGGAGCUUUUGAAAAGCCUAUGGAACAAAGGAACAUUCUGGUAUUGUCUGGCACUAGAUAGCCCUACGGGUCUCCAUCACAUCUUCUACAAUCGCAUUAGGCCCAGAUACCAAAUCCCAUAUGACAAGGACUCCCAUGAAGAAGUAUCCAAGUUUGAUUCUGCCUUUUAUAUUGCUGCCCCGACCUUCUGGAGUAGCAAUGCCUGGCAUUUCAUGGUUACAAAAGCCGAGGACAAAAAGCGGUAUGACGAACAGCUCCUAGAGGUCUUCCAAGCGCACUCCCUGUGA